UAUCUCUGAAAAAUUCCCCCUCUCUUCCAUACCUAAUUUCCACAUUAAAGUAUUAAACCACCAAAACAAUCUUCGAAUAUCAUUAUUUUCCCAUUCUUUAGCGUGGCUUUCUCUACAAAAAAAAAACAGUACUAAUCUUUGUUUCUAAGCCCACUUGCAGUACUUAUUUUGCGAUGGAGUUUACUAGUCAAAGCGAGGAGAAUAAUGAGCUGAUGCUAGCACAAGCUCACGUCUAUAACCAUGUUUAUAGUUAUGUAAGCUGCAUGUCCCUGAAAUGUGCUGUUCAAUUAGGCAUACCAGACAUUAUCCACAACCAUGGCCAAGUACCCAUCACUCUCUCGAGCCUCGUAGACAAUCUCUCUAUACCAUUGACAAAAACUGAUUCGGUCCAACGUCUCAUGCGCUUUUUGGUUCACUCCGGGUUUUUUACCACACAAAAAAUUAAUGAAAGUGAAGAGGAAGGAUAUUUGCUCACCCCAUCUUCAAAGCUCUUACUAAAAGAUGAUAAUACUAGAUUUACAUUGUCACCCUUUGUGCUCACUGUGGUGGAUCCUUUCGUGCUAACACCUUUUCUUUCCUUGAGCUCAAGUUUCAAAGAAAGCGAAUUAUUAACAGCAUUCGAGGCUAGUCAUGGUGUGGCUUUCUGGAAUUUCUUGGAGCGCGACUCUGAGCUUAACAAGAACUUCUGUAGUAUGAUGGCUAAUGACUCUCGCUUGUUGAUGAGUGUAGUUGUGGACGAGGGUAAAAAGGUAUUCCAGAAUUUGAAAUCUUUGAUUGAUGUAGGAGGUGGGACAGGGGCUGCUUCGCAAGUCAUUAUUGAAGCCUUCCCGCAUCUGAAAUGCAAUGUUCUCGACUUUCCACAUGUGGUUGCAAACUCACCUCAUGCAGGGAAGUUGUCAAACAACUUACAGUUCGUUGCUGGUGAUAUGUUUGAGUCCAUCCCUCAUGCCGACGCAAUUCUAUUGAAGUUUACGCUUCAUAAUUGGACUGAUAAGGAGUGCGUAAAAAUACUUAAGAAAUGCGGAGAAGCAAUUCCGUCCAGGGAGCAGGGAGGUAAGGUGAUUAUAAUAGAUGCUGUGGUCGAAGAGCACAAGAACAAAAAAGAAAAUAAGCCAAUAACUACUAAAACCCAACUAAUGUUCGAUAUGGUGAUGAUGACUAUGUUUGGUGGUAAAGAAAGAACGGAAAAAGAAUGGGAGAAAAUUUUCCUGGAGUCGGGUUUUACGGACUAUAAGAUAACUCCAAUUUCUGGGUUUCGUUCCCUUAUUGAGGUAUAUCCUUGAUCAGUGAACAGUGAUGAUGGCUUGGCGAUGCGCAGGCUUUUAUAUAUUUCAGUUUUAAGUGACAGUUUAAAGGGCUUGGUGUGAUAGUUAUCGGAAUUUUCUUGCCAAAAUUUCCCAGCACAAUCCUUGUUUAUGUUGAAUAUUGUAUUCCCGAUAACUCAACAGGCAUUCAACAGAUACUGUUAACGUUGAUACUGAAAAUUUAAACAAAUUGUCUCAUCAUUUCUAAUUGUAGGCACAAAACAUAUACGUAAAUGAUUACUUUGUUAUAUUAUUUACGAUCCAAAAGUUUAUGGUUGUU
This is a messenger RNA of Papaver somniferum (opium poppy), 1584 nucleotides long. Its product is annotated as trans-resveratrol di-O-methyltransferase-like. Gene Ontology annotation, biological process: methylation. Lineage: Eukaryota; Viridiplantae; Streptophyta; Magnoliopsida; Ranunculales; Papaveraceae. The record is from RefSeq and is a predicted model, not a curated record. Bases 174 to 1283 code for a protein of 369 amino acids. Gene Ontology annotation, molecular function: S-adenosylmethionine-dependent methyltransferase activity; protein dimerization activity; O-methyltransferase activity. The transcript is spliced from 2 exons.